AUGUUUGACCUUGACUCUACGGUUGUCGUGCUCCAAUCUCCGAGCUCCCGUGCCCUUGGCCAUGCGGUUGUCACGGCAACCGCGGCAGCCUGGCAGGCUCAUUGGCUGGCAGGCCUGCUGCUGGAGGACAACCCGUCCAUCAGGGCCAUCACUCUGGGUCACGGUCACAUCCUGGUGGGAACCAAGAACGGUGAAGUUCUGGAGAUCGACAAAACCGGACCGAUGACACUACUGGUGCAGGGUCAUAUGGAGGGGGAGGUUUGGGGUCUGGCCUCCCACCCGCUCCUCCCCGUCUGCGCCACCGUCAGCGACGAUAAAACGCUGCGACUGUGGGAGACGUCAGCCAAUCACCGCAUGGUGGCCGUCCGCAAGCUGAAGAGAGGCGGCCGCUGCUGUGCCUUCUCUCCUGAUGGGAAAGCGUUGGUGGUCGGUCUGAGCGACGGCGGCGUGCUGGUGGUGAACGCCGACACUCUGGAGGAUCUGCUGAGCUUCCACCAUCGCAGAGACGCUAUAUCUGACGUCCGCUUCACACCAGACUCGGGGAAGUAUCUGGCGGUGGCGUCACAUGACAGCUUCGUGGACAUCUACAACGUGCUGAGCAGUAAGAGAGUCGGGAUCUGUAAAGGACCGUCCAGCUACAUCACACACAUCGACUGGGACGCUCGAGGUAAACUGCUGCAGGUGAACACCGGAGCCAAAGAGCAACUGUUCUUUGAAGCCCCGAGAGGAAAGAGACAAACCAUCAGGAACUCUGAGCUGGAGCGGGUGGAGUGGUCUAGCUGGACGUGUGUGUUGGGUUCGAGCUGUGAGGGAAUCUGGCCGACACACAGCGACAUCACCGACAUCAACGCCGCGUCGCUCACCAGAGACCGAACGCUGCUCGCCACCGGAGACGACUUCGGCUUCCUCAAACUGUUCAGCUACCCCGUCAGAGGUCAGUACGCUCGUUUUAAGCGUUACGUGGGCCACAGCGCUCAUGUGACCAACGUGCGCUGGGCUCAGGACGACUCCGCCCUCCUGACGGUGGGCGGGGCCGACACCGCCCUGAUGAUCUGGGCCAGGGAGCGAGGGGGAGGGGUCACCGCCGACGGGGAGGGGCCGUUGUUUCGUGAUAACCGUCCGCCGGUCGACAGCGAGGAGUCAGACGACGACAUCGAGGAGGACGGAGGCUAUGACAGCGAUGUAGCGAGGGAGAAGACGGUGGAUUACCCGACCAAGAUGUACGCUGUCAGCAUCAGAGAGAUGAGAGGAACCAAACCUCACCAACAGCUGAAAGAGCUGUCUGCUGAAGAGAGGCCUCCGGUGAGCCGAGCUGCACCGCAACCAGAGAAACUGCAGAAGAACAACGUCUCCAAGAAGAAGAGAGUGGUGGAGGACAUGAUUCUGGAUCACGUGUUUGGUUUCCGUGGCUUCGAUUGUCGUAACAACCUUCACUACCUCAACGACGGCGCCGACAUCGUCUACCAUACUGCCGCCACUGCCAUCGUCCACAGUCUCAGCACUGGAACUCAGAGCUUCUACCUGGAACACAAUGAUGACAUCCUCUCUCUGACCGUCAACCAGCACCCGAAAUACAAGAAUAUCAUCGCCUCCGGACAGAUCGGUGACGUCAGUGAACUCCCAGGAACGACUCCCUCCAUCCACGUGUGGGACGCCAUGAGUAAGCAGACUCUGUCCAUCCUGCGCUGUCCUCACACUAAAGGAGUCGGCUACGUGAACUUCAGCGCCACGGGGAAGCUGCUGCUGUCUGUCGGAGUGGAGCCUGAACACACCAUCACUGUGUGGCGCUGGCAGGAAGGAUCUAAGGUGUGCAGUAAAGCCGGACACCCCGACCGGAUCUUCGUGGUGGAGUUCAGGCCGGACUCAGACUCCCAGUUCGUGUCAGUGGGAAUCAAACACGUGAAGUUCUGGACGCUGGCCGGCGGCGCUCUGAUGUAUAAGAAGGGCGUGGUGGGAACGGUGGAGGACGGCAGGAUGCAGACCAUGCUGUCUGUCGCCUUCGGUGCUAAUAACUUGACGUUCACCGGAGCCAUUAACGGGGACGUGUAUGUGUGGAGGGACCACUACCUGCUGAGGGUGGUGGCCAAGGCUCACACUGGGCCGGUGUUCACCAUGUACACCACCCUGAGAGACGGGCUCAUCGUCACCGGCGGCAAGGAGAGACCGACUAAGGAAGGCGGUGCGGUGAAGCUUUGGGAUCAGGAGAUGAAGCGUUGCCGAGCGUUCCAGCUGGAGACGGGGCAGCAGGUGGAGUGUGUCCGCUCCGUCUGCAGGGGAAAGGGUAAGAUCCUGGUGGGCACGAAGGACGGGGAGAUCAUUGAGGUGGGGGAGAAGAACGCCGCGUCCAACCUGCUGCUGGACAGUCACGCUCGGGGGGGAAUCUGGGGUCUGACUGCUCAUCCUGCUAAAGAGCUCUGCAUCACCGCCAGCGACGACGCCACCAUCAGACUCUGGGACCUCACGGACAAGAAACUGUUGAACAAGGUGUGUGUUGGUCACGGGGCCCGUUGUGUGAGCUACAGCGCAGACGGAGAGAUGCUGGCUGUGGGGAUGAAGAACGGCGAGUUCCUCCUCCUCCUCGCCAACUCGCUCAAGAUGUGGGCGAAGAAACGAGACCGAAGCCACGCCAUCCAGGACAUCCGGUUCAGUCCUGACCGGAGGUUGUUGGCGGUCGGGUCGGUGGAGAAUACGGUGGAUGUUUACGAUGUGAGCGGAGGACCGAGUCUGAACCGUCUGGUUUACUGCAGCGACAUCCCUGCUUUCAUCCUGCAGCUCGACUUCUCUGCUGACAGCUGCUACAUACAGGUGUCCACAGGAGCUUAUAAGCGGCAGGUGUUUGAGGUUCCUUCAGGGAAGCUGGUGAGCGACCAGACAGUCAUCGACAGAAUCACCUGGGCGACCUGGACCAGUGUUCUGGGAGAUGAAGUUCUCGGGAUUUGGCCGCGAAAUGCAGACAAAGCCGACGUCAACUGUGCGUGUGUGUCGCACGCCGGCCUCAACAUCGCCACUGGCGACGACUUCGGAUUGGUCAAACUCUUCGACUUCCCCUGCACUGAGAAGUUUGCCAAACACAAGCGCUACCUCGGCCACUCGGCUCACGUGACCAACAUCCGCUUCUCCCACGAUGACAAAUACGUGAUCAGCACAGGAGGAGACGACUGCAGUGUGUUUGUGUGGAAAUGCCUGUAA
Scomber japonicus (chub mackerel) is the source of this 3189-nucleotide messenger RNA. Its product is annotated as echinoderm microtubule-associated protein-like 6. Gene Ontology annotation, molecular function: microtubule binding. Lineage: Eukaryota; Metazoa; Chordata; Actinopteri; Scombriformes; Scombridae. The transcript is spliced from 24 exons. The coding region runs from base 1 to 3189 and encodes 1062 amino acids. The record is from RefSeq and is a predicted model, not a curated record.